CACCCAUCCCUAUCUACCUUUGACCAUGUUGCGGUUCUAAACUUGGUCCCAGCAUGCUACGCAAAUUAUGUGCAACUCUCUGCUGUGCCCGAGCCAACAGUGUCGAUGAUGUUCGCCAUGCGCACAUCCAUUCCGUUCUCACAGCCAGCCGCGAUGAGGUUCAACCUGAGGCUGAGAAAAGCAGCACAGCAGGCUUAUCCCCUCUAACCUCCAUUGAGAAGGAAAAAGAUGAGGACGAGGCUCACCAUGCUCAAAUCCAUCACGUUCACUCGCCCGGCCGCAAUGAGGUUGAGCUUGGUGUCAAGACAAACAGCACGACGAAGUUGUCCCCUUCAACCUCCAGCGACACAAAGUUAAAGGACCUCUGGAAGGAAGCCUUCAAUAAGCUAGAUCCGGAAAGCAGACGCUGGCUAUCAACGGGCGAUCCGUUAUCCACUACAGACGCGAUCGACCAGGUAAUCAAGGAGACCAAGGAGAAGUAUACCGAAUACAAGAAUAAGGAACUCGCGAUCAGAAAACGAGACGGAGGGCAGAUGAAGGUCCGUGAGAUUGCUGGAAACAUGCUUACCUGGGCUUUGCGAGCCCAGGAUGCUGUAAAGGCGGUGGUUGCCUUUGACCCAAGUGGCCAUGCAUCGAGUGCCUGGACGGUGGUCUCACUGGGCUUGACGAUGAUUAACAACGAUAUUGAACGCCGAGAUGCCAUUUUUCAAGCUUCAGAGUAUCUUGCGGGCAAGCUUGCGUACUUUUCUAUUAUGGACACUGAGUACAGAUACCAGGGGAUCAAGGACUUCAAAGGGUUGGAAGACGCCUUGGUAGGUGCUUACACGGCAAUCCUGGAAUAUUCAGCGGAGGUAAAGAAAAGGUACCACGAAAGCACUGCAGCGCGGAUAGGAAACGCGUUGAUAUCCCUUACAGAGCAGCCACUGCAGCAGCUCAAAGAAUCUGUGGAAUCUUGGUGCGCAGAAGUUGUGCGAUGGGCUGACCUCACUGAUCACUCGCACAAGGAGGCGCAGGCUAGGUCUAUUCUCAUCGCGAUCGAUAACGUGACAGAGGAAUCGCGGAAGAGUCAAGCGAUGAUAUUUGACGCCGAGGAGGAACGAAUUCUCGAUUGGUUAUCUGCAGUAUCAUAUUCCGACAUUCACAACAGUGCACAGAAAUGCCGAACGUCCAAAACGGGAGACUGGUUUAUUGAAUCAGAAAUCUACCAUCGUUGGAAGAAUUCGUCCGGGAAGAUGCUUUGGCUUCAUGGCGUCGCUGGUUGCGGCAAGACGGUUCUUUGCUCAACUAUCAUCGAGGAUAUUGCUCGGAUUUGCUGGGAUGAUCAGGCCAAGCGAUAUGCUUACUGGUAUUUUAAAUUCGACAACUUUGAAACACACAAGGUGGAGCAUAUGGUCAGGUCAGCUAUCCGACAACUAUGUCCAAUUCCACUUCCCGAGGUCAUAAGGAAGGCAUGGAAGACCCAUAGCAGGAAGGGAAGCCAGCCUAACUUGCAAGAUCUUCUAGAGAUUCUCCACAAGGUCCUGGCUGGUCUCGACGGUGAAGCGUUCAUAAUUUUGGAUGCGAUGGAUGAAUGUCCAGAGUCACCCGAUCACAGCGAAAGGAGCUCUUUGUUAUCACUUCUCAUCCAUCUUCUGGAGCAGCAUACCAAUGUUCAUAUCCUUGCAACUGGUCGUCCUGAAGCGGAUAUCAGAACGCGGCUGGAUGGACACAUGGCAUUGGAUUUAGAGAAAAAGCUCGAACCCGACGUUGAAAGAUUUGUCCGACUCAGAGUAAGAAAUGGAAAUCUAGCAGGCUUCGGGGAAAAGAUCACUACAAUGAUUAUCCAUGAGUUGCUGCAGAUCUCCGAACGACGCUUCCGAUGGGCAGAUCUGCAGCUGAAACGUUUGGAAGACUGUAAUACACACGCCCAGAUUGAGGAAACCCUAAAGACCAUACCGCCGACACUGGAAAGCACGUACCGUGACGUGCUUGACAGGAUAAAGCCCAAGGAUCAAGACAUAGCCCGCUCCAUUCUCAUCUGGCUCAGCUUCUCUGUUAGACCGCUCACCAUGAGGGAAGCCGCCUCAGCGGUGGGGCUUCUAGCCCCUGAUCGUGUCGUCGACAUCUGCACAACUUCUUUCGUCACAGUCGGCAAGCCAGACAGUUCAGGUGAAUCAGACGGCGUUGAGGAAUAUAUCCGGCUGGCUCAUUUCUCGGUAAAGGAAUUCCUUGUCCCUCAAGGUACCGCAUGUGCAAAGCAUUGGUGCCAGUUCUCUCCAUCCGCCGGCCAUCUACUCAUAGCCGAGCAAACCCUUUCUAGACUUCUGGACCAAACGGAACGAGUGACUGGAGCUACAGCCGUUGAACAGCCACUUCUAGCCUAUGCCGCCGAGUCUUGGCCAGAGCACGUCCAAGAGCUAACGUCUAUGGCUCACGAAUACACCGGCCUGAAGGGAAAGAUUGAUCAACUCUUCUGCCAUUCUACGGUCUAUCACAACUGGCAAUGCCUCUUGGGGCUCGAUGAUGAUGAAAGUCUUCCGCCCAUCGGUGCAGCUUCCAAGUUCGGAUUUCAACAUGCGGUCGAGGCAUUGCUUGCCCAGGGCGCGGAUCCUCUGGAGAAGAUUGCGCGGUCUUAUUACUUCACUUACCCAUUCUUGGUAGCUGCCGAGGAAGCCCAGUUAGAUAUCUUGGACUGCCUAUUACAAAACGUCUCAGUCACUGCCAACAUGGCCGAGCGAAUAUUGGGGGUAGUUAAGCAUGAAGGUUCAGGCGUCGGGAGUCUAGAGCGAGUCAUGGAUAGACUUCUGGAUGCGAAGGCCAUGUUUGAUGAAUCUGCGGAGCAAGACAAUAUAAUUGACGAGCGAAUGGUUAUGGCUGCAGCAGAAAAUCAGGCUUCGGGUUUGGAGCUGAUGACAAUUUUCCUGGGCCGAUUUGAGAAAGAAAGAAGGGUCAGUGUUCCCAUCACGGAUGACAUUGUAGUCUGUGUGAUCAAGAAUUGGCAUGCCGGAAGGGAUAUGCUAGCAUUGCUGUUUAACAAGCGCAACGCAGAUGUGAGGGUUACCUCGGAGAUUGUUGACGCUCUGACGCAUCCGUUGCACGCACGCGUCGAAGUCCUUGAGCUCUUUGUCAGGGAGCGGGCUGCCGAUUUUCUUGUUGAUGAAGUUUCCAUGGAAGGGCUUGCAGCAAAAGGGAGCCAGAAAUCGAUGGAGCUCGUCAUGGAGGCCCAUGCAGAAGAUAUACGAAUUACCGAGGAUCUCGUAGUAGCUGCCGCCUCAAAUUGGUAUGGCGCAGGUGCCUUGCGCGCUCUGCUCGCUAAGCGACCGCCUGGCUUCGCCAUCACUGAGCAGAUGCUCGAUACGGCACUGAAGAAUCUCCAUGCGGGACUAGAAGUCAUGGAAGCCCUGCUCGACGCAUGUGGGCCGGACUUUCCCGUGGGCGAGAAUAUCAUGCAAGAAGCGGUAUCCACCACUUGGGGAUAUGGCUUAGAUAUAGUCAAGCUAUUCUUGCGCCGACAGCAGGCUGGAUUCGUGAUCUCCGAGGCGGUGUUAGCACGGGCGGCGGGAAACACUGUGCCUACAAUUGGUCGGCAGAUGCUGGAGCUCCUUAUAAAUAAUGGAGGCUCGGGCAUUACAAUUACGGAGGACGUAUUGUUGGAAGCAGCAGCAAAUGGGAACUCGCCGGCGAUGGCAUAUCUAUUGGAGCUUGAGGGCCAGACCAAGGAACGGCUGCUUCCGAUCACUGAAGAGGUGUUCAGCAAUGUGGUUCGACGGCACGAUGCCGAAUGCCUGGAGACUGUCCUGCGCAGACGCCCGGAAAUUCGGGUGCCGGAGGAGGCAUUCGUUUCCGCCUGUCACAGUCAAAAGAAACUGUCCCUGCUCCUGGAACAACCCUACGAUAUCUUACCCAUCAAGGAUAUGCUGGAAGCAAUAGCUUCGAAUCAAGACAUAGAUGGCGAGCCACUCACGCUUCUCCUGGAUCGGCAGCUAGUCGAGGUGGAUGAGCAACUGGUGGAAACGGUAGCCCGGAACUCAUUCGCGUUAAAGAUUCUUUACUCCAGGAAUCCGAAUUUCCCCAUAACGCAGCAAGCCAUGGUUCGGGCAGCAGAAGACCCCGCCGCUCGGCGGUUUUUACUUGAUACCCGCAUCGACGAUGUUCGAAUCUCCGAAGAAUUGAUGAUCCCUCUUCUUACAGGAGAUGACCCGCUGCCCGAUGUGCAAAGAAUCCUGGCCCAUUUUGGCCCCAAGGUACCAAUUACAGAGAACGUGUUGGCCGCUGCGGCCAGGGCUGGUCACUAUUAUGGCCUCUCGAUCUUUCAAUUGCUUCUGCCAGAAUGGAACCCAGCGAUCUCAAUUUCGGAGAAGGUAUUAACCAUUGCCGCUUUUUGGAGCUUCCCGGCCUUCCAGUGGUUGCUUCUGGAGAGGGGAUGCGCGGAGCAGUUGACAGAUGAAGUGCUGGUCGCUGCCGCAGGAAACGGAUACAACGAGCUCCAAUGGCUCAUCCGGGAACAACUCAUCAACCUGCAACAGACCUGGAAAGCAAUCUGGCGCUUUGACCAUGACUAUGGUUUCCGUCUUGGCGAGUUAAGGAAGGAUGCUGCGGAGAACAUCCUGUCCUAUACGUUGGCUGUUGAUAUGUCGGAGAAUAUGUUUGAGGGGGCCUCAAUAGUACGUGACAAGGACGGGACCUGUGCUUUCGACGGUCUAGUCCGUAUUUUACUGACAUGCGGAUUCGUUAAUCUCGCGUCCGAAAGAUUGAUGGAGAUGGUCUUGGAACGAGCGUCCAAGGAAGUUGUAAAUGAAUUUUUGGAAAAAGCAUCGGAAAUAUCGGUCACAGAGACGCAUAUUCAGGCCCUAGGAAGGAAUCCGAUGCUAAGCGAAAAGCAGAGAGAGGAGCUGACGCCGCUCCUUGCUGGUAGAAUGCACGUGGAGUAGGAUAUCAUAAACACUGUUUGUUGCGGGUGAUCUCUUCUGUUUCAUAACGUCUGUAGCUACAAUAAUACUAAAGACCAUGCC
Messenger RNA from Aspergillus ibericus CBS 121593, 4991 nucleotides. RefSeq lists its product as uncharacterized. Lineage: Eukaryota; Fungi; Ascomycota; Eurotiomycetes; Eurotiales; Aspergillaceae. The transcript has 9 exons. The record is from RefSeq and is a predicted model, not a curated record. Bases 54 to 4910 code for a protein of 1618 amino acids.